Molecule: messenger RNA, 1057 nt
Organism: Rubroshorea leprosula
Lineage: Eukaryota; Viridiplantae; Streptophyta; Magnoliopsida; Malvales; Dipterocarpaceae
Source: the annotation of a GenBank genome assembly
ACAAGAUAGUAACUGGUGAUUCUUGGGAGAAGAGUGCAAGAUCCGAAAAUAUGCCGAGCGGGUGGGUCAAGUCCUUCCACUGCAAAUCCAGGGCGUUUGACGACGUUUACCACCCCAACCCCAAGCAUCUCUUACCCAGUUCUAGUUGCAGGAGGUCCUCUCAAACAAUCAAAGACGUCGUCCAAACGGCGAACCAGAAACUGAAACCACCCAAGAAAUCUAAUUCCAAACCUACACCUAAGUGCCCCAAACCAGAACCCACUCUCAAUCCUCCUCCGCACCCGCCCCCGCCGCCGACUAGGAUUGGCCACAGCAACUCUUCGCGUUCUGCCUGCGCCAACCCUGACCCGUUUCUAACUGAGCUACCCGAGGGACAUCCUUCGAGGAAUGUAGUCGAGAUAAUCUUCCAUACGAGCUGGAGUCCCAAGGCGUUCGUGGGUCGGAUUGAGAUGAUAUUCAAAGUGCAGAAUGGGCCGAGAACCGUGGCGAGGUUUGAGGAAUAUCGUGAGACGGUGAAAGCACGUUCCGGUUCGGGUCCGGAUGGUCUGGCUGACGAGGAAAAUUCGCGGUGCGUCGCCGACGGGAACGAGGUGAUGCGUUUUCAGUGCUUGGGUCCCACGUCCGGUGCCAGUGGAGUGAACAAUACUUGGUUGUUUUCCGCCGGAAAAGGUUCUGCUAUCUGUACGUUCUCCGGGAGCGGCGGGGCACAUGAGAGCGCUGGAGGCGGGAGAGGGAGGAGGGCGAUGCUGGUCUGCCGAGUCAUUGCGGGUCGUGUGUCGAAAAGGGUCGGGUUCGGAUACGAGUCGCUCCGAGAUGGACGAGUCGGGUAUGACUCAGUGAGUGGGGACAGCGGAGAGUUACUCGUGUUUGACCCACGCGCGGUGUUGCCUUGCUUCCUUAUUAUUUACAAAUUGUAAAAAUAGUGCAAAAAUAUCUUUCUUUCUUUCUCUCUCUCUUUUUUUUUUUUUUUUUCCACAUCUUUUAUUUUUUAUUUCACUAUACUCGCAUAUCAUGCAAUUUAAAUUUAGAUACUCUCAAAUAAAUAAAAAAUUAUUAC